AACGGGGUUCCGUGGCGCUCUCCCUCCGGCGCACACGUCCGCGGUUCGCGGCUCGCGAGGGGGGCGCGUUCUGCGGUGUACAGCUUCAACGGCCACAGCGACUUCAAAACCGCUCGCUCAGUCAGUCGCGACGGUUCCAACGGACAAGUGCUACGCCGACUUCGGUGUUCCAGUGACGAGGUAGACAGCGGCACAAAAAAGCACCCUAAACGCCGACCACAGCGAUCGGUAAAGGGCCCGAACCACUCGAUCUCUGUUCCAGACUCCCGGAGAAACCUGUUUUUCGGCUCGCCCCGCAGCUUUCGUUGUGUCUGUGAGUGUGCGCGUGUGUAAGAUUUGCUGUCCAUCGGAACCUGCGCCCGUCGUUUGCGAGAUGCUGCGCUUCAACAGAAGCUUUCUUUUGCUGAGCGUCUUCGCGGUGGCAUGCUAUGGCCAGACAAGGGUGCCCGUCUAUGUGUACUAUGAGUCACUCUGCCCGGACAGUGCGAAGUUCGUGAACGACCAGCUGUACCCGGUAGCUAAGAUGUUCAAGAACAACAUGGAGCUGCACCUGGUACCGUUCGGUAAGUCGACCUACCAGACGCAGGGCUCGGAGGUGAUGUUCACCUGUCAUCAUGGCGAGAACGAGUGCUACGGCAACAAGGUGCAUGCCUGUGCCAUCCAGCACAUCCAGGGCAACUCGUUCCAGCCGAACAUCUCGCGCGAGGACCUGACGCUCGACUACGUCAACUGUCUGAUGGCGCGUGCCCAGCUGAAGGACGGUGAAUUCCCGACCAAGGUUUGCGCCGACGCCGUCAAAAUCGAACAGUGGCAGACGAUCGAGGAGUGCGCCAAGAGUACCGAGGGUAGCCAGCUGUUGAAGCAGCACGGCGAGACUACCAACAAGCUGCAAAUGCCCCUCAGCAGCGUUCCCACCGUGGCUUUCAAGCAGACGUACGAUGGCGAACUGCAGAAACUCUCGAUGAGCAGCUUCCGUCAAGCGCUAUGCAAAAACCUGAACCCCCAACCCGUUCAGUGCUUCGAUCUUCCCGGCUCGGCGUCGGCUAUGAGUUCUUUCGGAUUCUUUAUCACCGUAGUGGCCGCAAUCGUUAGCAGAAUGUUCUAAGAAAGCAUCCUGACGGUAGGAACAACAUCAACCAAGAGAGAGAGAGAGCGUGAUCGUGCUUCACCACUAUCGUCACCUAUUCCGUCCAUUCGCCCGAAAGAUUCUGUUUUAGAAAUGGUUGUUCCGAAAAAGUUUUAAUAAACGGGGACGCGGUCCUAGUGACACUGA
Molecule: messenger RNA, 1273 nt
Organism: Anopheles bellator
Lineage: Eukaryota; Metazoa; Arthropoda; Insecta; Diptera; Culicidae
Gene: GILT1
Product: GILT-like protein 1
Exons: 3
Coding region: 374-1105 (243 amino acids)
Molecular function (GO): oxidoreductase activity, acting on a sulfur group of donors, disulfide as acceptor
Source: RefSeq, a predicted model, not a curated record